Messenger RNA from Pyrenophora tritici-repentis Pt-1C-BFP, 1380 nucleotides. The record is from RefSeq and is a predicted model, not a curated record. Lineage: Eukaryota; Fungi; Ascomycota; Dothideomycetes; Pleosporales; Pleosporaceae.
AUGAAGACAAGCGAGUACCUGAAGACAUGCUACGAAGAGGAGCCUCAGAAGAGUAUCCCGUUGUGGAUCGAUGCCAUUUGCAUCGACCAGGCCAACAUUCCUGAACGCAAUCACCAAGUCUCCCUCAUGCGCGAUGUCUAUACUGGAGCGGGAUCCGUCAUCGUCUGGCUAGGGCUUGCGCAGAAGAAUGAAGAAUUGGCUUUUCUGCUCGCGCGAUACCCGGAUCUACGGCGUGUCGAAGAGUUUUAUACUGCAUUGGCCGACGUGUUGAACAAGCCGUAUUGGGGUCGGGUGUGGGUUGUGCAGGAGUUCGUACUCGCGCAAUCUGUUGAUAUCUGGUGUGGAGAAUUUGCAGUAGAUGCCGCAAUAGUCGAAGGUAUUUGGAGAAAUGGCCUCACUUCUACGCCUAUUGCGUCUCCAACGAGUAUGAUAUAUAUGAGUCGCGGAUAUCUGCUCUUCAAGUACCGUCGAGACUUCAAGCACACCAAACACUACCGGAGAGAGAUUCUAGGGCGUCGGAAUAGCAAGACGGUGAAAGCAACAUUUCGGUUGCGAGAUCUCCUACAGGCAUUUGCGUCGUCGCAGAGCUCGGAGUCGUUCGACAAGGUAUAUGGUUUCCUGGGUGUUGCGUCUCAAGGUCGCGGCGAACGUAUCCAGCCCGAUUACAACAAGGCGCCCGAGGAGUUGCUCGUCGAUGUACUACGGAACCAGUUUCACGGUGCCGACUCCAAGAGGAGCGACAAGGACGACUACCAAUUUCUGGCUUUUCUCAUGCAAGCUCUCCACGUAUCCCGCGAGAAGCUAGCACAGCACGUACUAUCACUUGCCCCCGAAGCACAAACGCACAUCUACGUCCUCGUUGCCACACCCUGCGUCGUACCCUGCAUAUCCUUCAUCAGCACCAUCACCCAAGUAGGCGAACUACUAGACUACGACGAAGCCUUCCACCCCAGCACCUGGAAAAGCACGUGGUCGCGCUCAAAAAUGCACCCUCCAGGUAUCUCUUCCCAAGACAUCUCCGAGCUAGGCGCACACAUCCUCUCCGAGCAAAAAGAUGUAGUCUUGAGUUUCUCCGACCCCCACGUCCCCUCCGGCAACCCCGGUCCCACCGAAAAGAUUCGCCGCCAAAUGAUCGGAGAAUCCGCCGAUCUAAUAAUCGCCAGUCUUGUGCAAGCGCCUGUCGAAAAGAACCACGCUGCUAAUGCCACUAUGUCGAACGGCAGUGUAGUCGUUCGUGACAUCUUUACCAGAAGUAUGACGCUAGACGCUGCAGGCAUGUAUCUAGACACGAGAAGUAGGCUGGCUCGCAGAAACACCGAUCAACGACAUGCGCGCUACACAUCGUUUAGGACGUGGAGUUGUGCUUUCACUGCCAUUUGA